Apis laboriosa (Himalayan honeybee) is the source of this 648-nucleotide messenger RNA. Its product is annotated as immediate early response 3-interacting protein 1. The record is from RefSeq and is a predicted model, not a curated record. The transcript is spliced from 4 exons. Gene Ontology annotation, cellular component: Golgi membrane; COPII-coated ER to Golgi transport vesicle; endoplasmic reticulum membrane. Gene Ontology annotation, biological process: endoplasmic reticulum to Golgi vesicle-mediated transport. The coding region runs from base 306 to 554 and encodes 82 amino acids. Lineage: Eukaryota; Metazoa; Arthropoda; Insecta; Hymenoptera; Apidae.
UAUUAGACAGGAUAACUUUUGUCAAAGUGAUUUUUCCAAAUAAUUUUCUGAAAACAAUUGAUCAAAAUUAACAAAAAUAUGAAGAUAUUUAGUGGUAUUUUUUUGAAUAGUGCAUUUUUUUUUACAUUAAAAUCAUCUAAAAUGAACAAACAAAUUAUUCCAUCGAAUAUGAAUAGUCGUUAUAACUUUCCUCAGUUUCUGAUAGAGCCUAAAGAUGGCAAAUCAAUUUUGAAUCGAUAUAUGAAGUUGUACUCGUCUGCCAUCUCGUGGCGCUACAUAGAAAAUAUUUAUCGUACCGAUAUAACAUGGCGUUCACGUUGUGGGCACUUUUCGAGGUAACCGUGUUAUGUUUGAAUGCGGUCUGUAUUUUGAACGAAGAGAGAUUUCUUGCGAAAGUUGGCUGGGCAUCAUGGCAAAAUGUUCAAGGUUUUGGAGAAACUGCUACAGCUAAAUCACAAAUUUUAAAUCUUAUUAAAUCGAUACGAACGGUAGCACGAGUUCCAUUGAUAUUUUUAAAUAUCAUAACAAUAAUUGUGAAACUGGUGCUUGGUUGAAAGAAACAAUUGAUGGUGUAAAUAAGAGGACAAUGCACAGUGAAAAGUCAAAGCGUGAUGUACAUAAAUGAACAAUUAAAUUCUUUUAUUUUUA